Molecule: messenger RNA, 1034 nt
Organism: Gryllus bimaculatus (two-spotted cricket)
Lineage: Eukaryota; Metazoa; Arthropoda; Insecta; Orthoptera; Gryllidae
Source: the annotation of a GenBank genome assembly
AAUUAUUAUGCACUUAUUUUAUUGUAAAAUUUUCAAUUUGCUAUUUACCAUGUUGGUACACAGUGGAAAGCGAAUGCGGUAAUCGGUUUGAAGUGUUGUGCACUAGAAAAUACUUGCAUUCCAUUUCUUUGAGGAAAUGUUAGAUAGUUUAGUCCAGGUAGAAUGUAAUUAAACAAAUGUACCUGUUGUUAUAUUAAUUCUAUAAUUUUUUUUCCGAUCCCAAAAGAUUGCUUUUAGUCGGGCUAUUGUAUAGAGUAUUCAGUACCGCGGUGGGGGUAUGUAGUCUUCUCGUUGCUAUCGCGCUGACGCAUUGGCCUUCUGGGAUCCUCUUGUGGAUUAUGCUGGGCAGGUAAAGGACGUACGUGUGUGUCUUGUGGAAGAAUAUUUUUAUUCCGCUGAAAAUGCUGCGGAAAUAUUCGUCUUUGCUCAGCCCAAUUUUUAAGGUGAAAAACAUAGUGGAAAAUGUUCAUAACAAAAGAGAGCUAAAUCUAGUCCUACGAAAUUCUGAGCAUAAACUGUCUUUGUGCCGCGAUGUUCUGCGGACAACACCCUCCAGAAACUUCCAUUGGAGUUUGCCACGUAGCAAGAGAGAAGAUAAACGUGAAAUGCUAGCUUCAAUGCCUGUUCCUGAUGAAGGAACCGAGGGAGAAAAGACGGUUGACGUCGAUUCUCUCGUUCAAAGAGCAGGAAAUAUAUAUCCUGAUAAAAGCACUUUUUCUACUUUGUAUGAUGGCAUUCCAUUUAGUGAAAUUCCAAUAUUCAAUAUAAGUGUUACUAAAAAUAACACUGUGUUCUCAGUAACAGAUGCAAAAGGAGUUGUUAAACUUUUCCGGACUUGUGGUUUGGAAGGCUUCAAAAACGCCAGGAAAGGCACAAAUGUUGCUGCUCAGGCCACAGCCAUAGCCUUGGGAUCGAAAGCUUAUGAAAGAGGUUUCAAGACGGUGAGAGUUCGAGUGAGGGGGCUGGGUCCGGGACGUAUGACUGGAGAGCUCAUUCAAGCUAAUGAUUUCAUGUUGACUGGAGAAGGAAAGUGA